Messenger RNA from Phalacrocorax carbo (great cormorant), 2482 nucleotides. The record is from RefSeq and is a predicted model, not a curated record. NCBI's taxonomy places the organism in Eukaryota, Metazoa, Chordata, Aves, Suliformes, Phalacrocoracidae.
UCCCGUCCCCAGGAGCGGAGCCGGCCGCCCAGGGGUCCCUCCCCGUGCGUUCUGCCGCGGCUGCCCGCUCCCGGCGGCCCGGCCGCGGCGGGGGGAGCCCCUGCGGAACCGAAACCUCGAGGAUCGCCUAGAGGGGCCUGUUCGGGAAAGGGGUGGGGGGCGGGUAGAGUUCUGCCUCUCGUGUUUCUUUUCACGACGGAACGAAAGGUUCGAGAGGUCGCCGUGUGCCUCUCGUCUAAUGCCGAAAGCUGUAGGAGGGACAGCGGUGCCUCCCGAGUGGCGCAGUGCAGUGAACGCGGCGGUAGCGAGGCUUUCCCCCCUCAUCCUUCGUGCCAGUGAAUUGGCUAGUGGAAAGGCAAAGACCCGAAGGAAAAGCAGUCGUAGUUUCAAUGCACUUUCACGGCAAGAAGGCGUUUCAGACGUGGUGGCUCUGAGAAUCAGGAGGCUGAUGCAGAAGAAGGACCAACUGUUCAUGCUGUUGAGAUGUCUUGUAGUCCAUCGUUAAUAGAACCAGCAUGUUCCAACUCUGAGGGAAGUGCAAAAAUGGGAAAAAAUGAUGCUACUUCCAGACAUUUGGUUCCUCCUGGUGAUAAUGAAAGUGAACAGUCAAAAUCUAUUCAAAGAAAGAGGGUGCUUCCAUCUUGGAUGCUGGAAAGAGACCUCCCAGUUCAGAGGAUUUCUGAGCCUAUAAUGAAAGGAGGUAGUAGAAUGAAAAAAGGCCAAGGAAGGGGAAGAAGUAAUAUGGAGUUAUUAAAAUCAGAAGUAAACGUGCAGCAGAAAAAGAGAUUAGCUUCUGAAGAAACUGUAGAGGAUUUUGAAGGUGAAGAGCAAGAUCAAGGGAAAAGGAGCUGCCUUUUAAUCCCUGUCCUUUCAUAUCAGAAUACACCUGGAUUUCCUCUUGAGAGUACCAUGAGAAACAUGGAAGGAAAUGGCAAGACUGGAGGAAAAAACCCUGGAAGUUCUCUGGAAAAAAAUGAUAGGCAGCUGUAUAGUAAAUGGUCUAAAAGAGUAGGUCAGAUCUCCAGUAAAGAAAAUAGAAUUGAGGAAACGGAAAACAAAGAGCAGAUUACUGGUUCUACAAGCCAAGAAGUUCACUGGGGCAGGACUUACCAAUAUUUUGGUGCCCAGGAAGGGAUUCUUGAGCCUGAUGCAAAUCUGGAUCACAAGACUGAGAUUUCUGAUUCAACCAGAAGUGCAGAUGCUUCAGAAAGCUCCAAAGAGAUCAAGCGUAAGAGGACACCUUGCAUGUAUGGAACAGGCUGUUACAGGAAGAAUCCCAUUCACUUUCAGCAGUUCAGUCACCCUAAUGAUGAUGACUAUCAUGAAACUGAGAUCAUAACUCAGGAUAACAAUGAUAACCGACCUGAAUGUCCAUAUGGAACGGCUUGCUAUAGGAAGAAUCCACAGCACAAGCUAGAAUACAAACACAGUGCACCUCCAGUAACUGAAAGAGGAACGCGACAAAGAACUUCAAAGAAUGGAAAAAGGGCUGUGGAGAAAGAUGGUGAUGAUGAUGAUGAACCAAAUGAAUAUGACCUUAAUGACAGCUUUAUAGAUGAUGAGGAAGAGGAGUGCGAACCUACUGAUGAAGACUCUGAGUGGGAACCAAGUUCAGAAGACAAGGAUAAUGAAGAUGUUGAAACGCUUUUGCAAGAAGCACGUAGUUUUGUUAAGGCCAAAAAGUAGCUGUAUGGAAGAAGAUUGCAAAUGUCUAACCUGGUGGUGUUAAAACAUGGAUGCACGUGCAGAGGAUUUGCUUGGAAAACAGGUUUUUUUCCUCAGUCAUGUAGGCACUACAGAGAGAUUUUGAUGGGGGCAAGGGGAUUCAGCAAUGCCUUUCUUGUCCGUAUGUAUUACUUCGGGAGUUUUUUGUUUACUAAGUGGUGGAGCCAGAGGACUGAGCUCUAAAAGGUUUUUUGGUGAUUUUUUGUUUCCUCAUCUGUUUCUUUUGCAACACCAUUGAUGUCUCAUAGUUUGAAAUACAAUUUUAAAGGUUAUUAAUGCUUCGUCUUCUUGUGCUUGAAAGAAAUAUUGGCAUUAGGAAAGUCUUCCAUUUUGCUGAAACACAAUAUAUUCUGUGUUGGAUGAAGAGGACUUAAUGCUUCACACCUGCAGUAUCACAGACUAAUUCUUGGCCAUCACGGUGGAAUCUGUCUAGACCAUUUUUAAAUUAUUUUUUUUCUUGAGUUGGUGCCAUCUUAAACUCCAUUAGUCUGCUACUAGCUUUCCUUUUAGGUGUAAUUUCUUUGAUUCUCUUGAUGUACAGUAGUUAUACAGGUUGCCUAAAUGACUUGAGAACAGUAUCGUAGUGUAUUGAACUACUGGCUGUCUCAACAUUUAUGGUGUAUUUGCUCUAAUAACAGCAUGUAUCUUUCCAUACAUGUACAUUGCUGGAAUUUUCUUGAGUUCACAACAAAGCCGAAGUCUUGAUGGCUGUAUUUUUGUACAAUUAAAGGUAUAAAAGACUGGGAAAAGCUUGUAA